AUGCCUGAGCCAAGUGAGGCCUCAAAUACCCAAGAGGCUCCCCAUGUUAUGUGGGUCCGCCAAUUAAAUGACUCUCGACCCAUGAUGAUUCUUUGGUUGGACGGGAAGCCCUUCCGUGGCUUGAUUGAUACUGGCGCUGAUGCCACGGUUCUCUCUCGAAAUUUCUGGCCUUCAGCAUGGCCUUUGAGCCCCACCGCCACUCACUUACAAGGAACUGGGCAGACCCAAAGUACAUUACAAAGUGCUAAGAUUCUAAUAUGGAAGGAUGAAGAUGGUAAUACUGGCCUCGUUCAGCCCUAUGUCGUUGAGAAUCUCCCUAUCAACCUUUGGGGCCGGGAUAUCUUAAGUAAAAUGGGACUCAUGAUGUGCAGUCCAAAUGAGAUGGUCACCAGACAGAUGCUCCAACAGGGCUAUCGGCCGGGAAAAGGGCUGGGCAGGAACGAGCAAGGUAUUAAAGAGCCUAUUGAGCUCACCCCUAUAAUAGGAAGGGCUGGGUUGGGAUCCGAUCCUAACCUUUUUUCAUAA
Molecule: messenger RNA, 525 nt
Organism: Sorex araneus (European shrew)
Lineage: Eukaryota; Metazoa; Chordata; Mammalia; Eulipotyphla; Soricidae
Product: endogenous retrovirus group K member 6 Pro protein-like
Exons: 1
Coding region: 1-525 (174 amino acids)
Biological process (GO): proteolysis
Molecular function (GO): nucleic acid binding; aspartic-type endopeptidase activity
Source: RefSeq, a predicted model, not a curated record